Messenger RNA from Ornithodoros turicata, 1289 nucleotides. Its product is annotated as serine protease 33-like. The record is from RefSeq and is a predicted model, not a curated record. Gene Ontology annotation, biological process: proteolysis. Gene Ontology annotation, molecular function: serine-type endopeptidase activity. The coding region runs from base 344 to 1198 and encodes 284 amino acids. Lineage: Eukaryota; Metazoa; Arthropoda; Arachnida; Ixodida; Argasidae. The transcript has 3 exons.
CGGUUUUCAAUCGCGUGGCAUUCGUAGCAUAGGAUCUACAUCUACGUGUGAUAGGAUCUACAUCGGUGAGACAGGCAGGAAACGAAUAACACGUUUGAAAGAGCAUAAAAGUGAUGUGGCCAAUGCUACGAAUGCCACGCGAUUGAAAACCGAGUUGGUUGAUCACUGUUGGGCCACUGAACAUGUAUUUGAUUUUGAUAACGCGGAAACCUUGGCACGGGAGAUAAGAUGGGGCCCGCGAAAGUUGUUGGAAUCGUGGUUUAUCAGACAUGCGGAGUCAGCGUGCAACAAAAACCGUGGCCCUCUGCCGGAUGUGUACGCCGCCCUCUUUGAUAAGUUCGACAUGUUAAGGCCAGUACAACUUCUGCCUGUUCUUGUGACUCUUGAGCUGUUUCAUGGCCUCUCAUGCGGUGCAGUGAAGCCAGAUGGGACCACGACUGCGAGACGCCAACGUCGUGUAGUGGACGGCAUCCUGGCUCGCGAUGCUCCUUGGAUGUGCCAGCUAGGCCUACCAGGCCAUCGUGGUCCGGCGUUCAUCUGUGGCUGUAGCCUCAUCACAUCUCGAUGGGCCGUUACAGCAGCGCACUGUAUUCCUCGCAACGCAUCGGUUAUGCCUCAGGUUGCCAUUGGCGGUCAUCGACAUCGUGGUGCUGCAUCCAGUCCCGCCGGAGUCCCCAUUGUCCUCGCAGUGCGACACCCAAACUUCACUAGCCACAACAUUCCAUUCGAAAACCGUCACGAUCUUGCACUUCUCCUCCUGUCACGUGAUGCACCCCAGGGGCCUCGACUGUCCUUGCCAGGGCAAGCGCUGUCCUUUCAAGAAGGUGUCGUUUUUGGCUGGGGCCACGUCAACCCUCGCGGUCAACCGCGACCAGCAUUGCGGCUUCGGGAAGCCAGUAUUCCUAUUGUAUCGCGUGACCGUUGUGAGAUGUCGCUUAGACGUCCGCUGGGGGAAGGAGUCUUCUGCGCCGGAUUCGAAGAAGGCUACAGGUCGGACACAUGCGCGGGAGACAGCGGAGGACCUUUUGUGGUGUUUCUGCGAGGCGAGGAAGUCCUAGUCGGUGUGGUUAGUUGGGGGGAAGGGUGUGCCAGACCGGGAAAGUUUGGUGUGUACACGAAAGUUGAGAAGUACGUGCGCUGGAUUACGGAAGUGCUACAAACAACGGAAGUGCUACAAACAACGAAAGUAGGGAGUUAGUUUGCAAUAAUUCUGUGCUGCGCCAAUCGUGUUUAAUGUUUUGUGUUACGUGUUGCAAAAUAAAUAAAGAAAUAACAUUUGUGUCCAUCAC